AUGUUUGGACUACAGAAAGCACUCGUUUUCGCAACCAUCCUCAUUUCCACAGCCGUCUCAGCGGCGCCUCACAAUCACGAUGAUUCGAUAGUGGACUGGGGUAGACUUUCUGCCAUCAUUGAUAACAUCGAUAACAACGUUCUGCAUUCAGUCUUGCACAACCUCGCACCCAAAUUCCGCGAUGGCGUAUUUAGCAAAGACCGAGCAGCCGUCGAACACAUACAUUCUACAAACCCAGUAAUGGCAAGCAAAUUGGUCUUCAUUGCCAAGCGACAAAACAACGGUACAGCGGCUGCAGCAGCUCCAUCUUCAACGAGUGUCGCCCCAGUCGCUGCCACUGUGUCGGAGGCCGUCGCUUCGCAGAUCACUGCCUCGACACUACCUGCACCGACUACCAUCCAAGUCGCUCCUUCGACUGCACCCAACGAAGUCGCUGUCUCAACCGUGCCUGGUGGCGUUGUUUUCAGUACUCAAGGUGGUGGUCUCGUCACAAGGACUUCGUCAGCACUUGGCGUAUCCUUCACAAGAAGCACAUCAACCCACCUCUUCACCUAUACCGCCGCUGAUGGAACAAUCCAGACCAGCACAAGCUUGAUUAUCGUCAACGCACCCGUAACUGCCACAGCUGUACCGACAGGUGCAGCCGGUCAAGCCGCUUCAUCUGGCAACCCAGGUCUACAGAACGCUGGUUCUCGACGUACAGAACUCGGCAGCCUUCUGAGCGCCGCUGCUUUCGGUAUCCUUGGAUUCUUCGUUGCACUAUGA
Lithohypha guttulata is the source of this 765-nucleotide messenger RNA. RefSeq lists its product as uncharacterized. Bases 1 to 765 code for a protein of 254 amino acids. Lineage: Eukaryota; Fungi; Ascomycota; Eurotiomycetes; Chaetothyriales; Trichomeriaceae. The transcript has a single exon. The record is from RefSeq and is a predicted model, not a curated record.